This is a messenger RNA of Penicillium antarcticum, 582 nucleotides long. RefSeq lists its product as uncharacterized. Bases 1 to 582 code for a protein of 193 amino acids. Lineage: Eukaryota; Fungi; Ascomycota; Eurotiomycetes; Eurotiales; Aspergillaceae. The record is from RefSeq and is a predicted model, not a curated record. The transcript has a single exon. Gene Ontology annotation, molecular function: acyltransferase activity, transferring groups other than amino-acyl groups.
AUGACAACUCAGUCCCCCAACUAUAAAACAUGGACAAAAGAGCAAUAUCAUAUCUCAAUGGACCCAGCUUUGAUCCCAGCCCAAACCCUAAGCGUCUGGUUCGCAAGCGACGAAGUCUACUGGGCAAAACCAAUGCCCGAAGAAGCCAUGAGGGCAACACUCCAAAACUCCCUCUGUUUCGGUCUUUACCAUAAUACAAGUCCUCCAAAUCUCGAAUUCAUCGGAAUCGCAAGAUGCAUCACAGACUCCACGACAUUCAUCUACCUAACAGACGUCUUCAUCCUCCCAUCUUAUCAGGGUAGUGGACUGGGUAAAUGGCUGAUCAGCUGUGUACAAGAGGUUAUUGAGAGUAUGCCGUAUCUCAGGAGGUCCCUUCUUUUUACUGGUGAUUGGAAGCGUUCCGUGCCAUUCUAUGAGAGGAUGAUGGGGGUUGAUGUUGUUGAGUGUCGGCCGCCUGUUAAUGGGACGGAGGGGGUUGGGUUGGCCGUUAUGAUGCGGAAGUUUGGGGGACAUCCAGAUUUUGUGGAUGAUUCUAAGAGUCAAUCUCAAGGCGAACUGUACUGCAUUGGCCCGGAUCUAUAG